AUGGAUCAUAAAGCCGGAGUUGGUGCCGGAGAACCACCGCUAUCGGGGACCGGAGAAGUAGCGCCAACUGUUGCCGGAGAAGGAGAUUCGGUAGGGAUCAACGGAGGAGGAACGGCUGCUGGCGACAGAGAUGGUGCUUCAAUUGGUGCUUCUUCUAUAGUCGGAGGAGGAGCGUCUAUUGAUGCCGGAGAAGGAAUGUCGAUUGGUGGCGCCGGUGUAGGUGAUUCUAUUGGUGGAAAAAUUGGCUCCGGAGGUGGAGCUUCUAUAGCUGGCGUUGGAGGCGAAGACGGCAACGGCGGCGGUGGUGAUCUAUGGUUAUGUGGACAAUAUAUUCUGUAG
This is a messenger RNA of Salvia splendens (bonfire salvia), 339 nucleotides long. Its product is annotated as glycine-rich cell wall structural protein 1-like. The transcript is spliced from 2 exons. NCBI's taxonomy places the organism in Eukaryota, Viridiplantae, Streptophyta, Magnoliopsida, Lamiales, Lamiaceae. The coding region runs from base 1 to 339 and encodes 112 amino acids. The record is from RefSeq and is a predicted model, not a curated record.